GCUGCUACCCCAGGAGGAGCUGCUGAGGCAGCAGGAGGAGAUCUUCCGGCGGGAGGAGAGCCGGGAAUCGAACAAGAAGGAGCAAGUGGAGAAGCUGGCACGGGAAAUUAUCGGCAACCAGAGCGUCAUCGCCUUUGCGGGUCAGGGCACCAUCAACUUGUCCGACCUUCCGCGCAUCAACCACUGGUACAAGCAGAUUGUGGGGUCACAGGUGGAGCCGUCGCAUGUGGAUGAGCUUUCGCGCCUAAUCCCGAGCGAUCCUUCUUCAACCUCGUAG
Messenger RNA from Symbiodinium necroappetens, 277 nucleotides. The record is from the annotation of a GenBank genome assembly. NCBI's taxonomy places the organism in Eukaryota, Dinophyceae, Suessiales, Symbiodiniaceae.